This is a messenger RNA of Naegleria gruberi, 3204 nucleotides long. RefSeq lists its product as uncharacterized. NCBI's taxonomy places the organism in Eukaryota, Heterolobosea, Eutetramitea, Acrasida, Naegleriidae. Gene Ontology annotation, molecular function: protein binding; chromatin binding. The transcript has 3 exons. Gene Ontology annotation, biological process: DNA repair; mitotic cell cycle; DNA-templated DNA replication. Bases 1 to 3204 code for a protein of 1067 amino acids. The record is from RefSeq and is a predicted model, not a curated record. Gene Ontology annotation, cellular component: nuclear replication fork.
AUGGCUUCACAAUCCAUACUGAUAAACAAUGGAGGAAAAUCUAAAUCUUCUUUGUGUUGCUGGUUGGUUCAUCACCCAACUGAAGAGUCAAUCGUUACUACCGAUACUGAUAACCAAUUGAUGGUGCUAUCACUCAAGGAUGAUAAAAUAGCAGAUCAAAGAGUAGUGAAAACAAAACAAAAAGAGCCAACUUGUGCAGUGUUUUCUUUGGAUGGAUGUCAUUUAUUUGUAGGUUCAAAGGAUAAUGUAGUAAAUUGCUACAAAUAUCCAUCAUUAGAGUUUGAAGCUCUCAUUUCUCGCUCUGACCAUACCAUUACCAGCUUGAGUAUUAAUAGGAAGAAUAUCAUUGCAAUUGGUAGUAUGUCAGAAAAAUUAUCAGUGCAGAUUAUUGAUGUUAGUAAUAAUGAGGAGCCAAAAACCAUUCGUACAAUUUCAACCCAAGGUGGCACUGUUUCUGUCAAAAUUAAUGACAAUGAUGUUAUUGCUUUAUUGAACAGAAAUAGAGAGUUUAGUUUAUUUAAAUUAGACGAGGAAGACAAAAUCUUUUCAAACUCAAACCAUAUUUCAAAAGAUUUACUCUCAUUUUGGAAUAAUCAAUCCAAGGCAGACGCCUUAUGUCCACUGGUUAUGUCAUGGCACUUGUGUUCUGAUUCUAUUAUAACUCCCAACUCUACUCUUAUUACUGAUAUUGAUGGUUGGAAAAAGUCAUCUCUGGGCAAGAUUGACGUAAAUAAUUACAUUGCAUCCUUCUCUCCAAACUCUGUACAUGCUGCAAUGAUUGAUAUAGAUAAGAAUAUCAACUUGUAUGAAGUUGAUUCUCUCACAUCUAAAAGACCAAGACCUUAUCAAUCACUUCAAAUGAAAUCUCUAGUGACCUCUAUUGAAUGGUCAGCUACAGACAACAAGUUUUAUGUUUGUACUCUUGAUGGAAAGGUUCAUCUCAUUAAGAAUUUUGUUAAUCUAAAAAAGCAAAAAACAACAUACAAAGCUGUUGAUUGUGAAAGGUAUAUCAAAUCUCUUCAAAUGAUGGAUGACGAUGAUAUUAUGUCUUUGAUAGAAACAGAGCCUCCAAAAAAACAACCAACCCCAAACAAAUCAAAGCCUAAAAUUCAUGAUGACAUCGAUUCGAUAUUGAAUGAUAGAGAAGAAGAGUUAGAGGAACAGGAAGAAAUAGAACCACUUGAAGUAGUGGAUCUUGAUCGUCCAACCCUAGUGGAAUCUCAAUUCAAAGAAGAUUCCCAUCACGCUUUUGAAACCUCUAUUCCUCUUGCUCCAUAUAUGCACAAGCACCAAGCUCUUCAACCAACUUCUUCUCCUUUUGAAAAGGUUGGAAAUGAUCACAAAAGAUACCUAGCUGUAACACAACAUAUUGGCUUAAUAACAGCCUCAGUUACCAACAUGACACCUGACAGAGCUCCUUACUAUAAUAUUCAUAUCAAAUUUAAUUUAGCAGGUCAUUCUGAAGAGAAAUACCAAGAUAAUAACAAACCGCACGUAGCAGCUCUUAGCGAGAAUGGUAUACUCAGACUCACUCACCAGGAUAAGGGAUGGAAAUCAAUUCUCCCCCAUGAUGAAAAAAUACUAUGUGUUACUCUUGGUUCCUCAUUUGUUGCUGCUGCAAUAGAAAAGGAAAAUAAGGGCAGUACUCGUACAUCUUUUGUAAAGGUUAAGACUAAAGAUAACUUAGACCUUGGAAAUAUUGCUAUUGGAGGAAAUAUUGUUUCAUUAUGUGGAUCUGAUAAUAAUUUGGUGAUUGUUUAUCAACAAGGUACAUGCUUAUUUUUGGAUUGGUAUGAUAUUAACAUGUUUUCAUGUGUAAAGGCACACAGACCUCUACCUUGUUCUGAACUUGCUUGGAUUGGUUUCGGUACAGGAACAAAAGACUUGCUUUACGUUUUUGACUCCACUCAAAUAUUGUACUUGAUGAACCCUGAUACUGACUCUUUCUCUGCUUGGUGUGAUUUGAAAAAGGGAGAAAAUACCCAUUUUAUUAGUAUUAUUAAUGACAGUACUAUCUAUUCAAUUUUAUGCAAUAAUCAAAAAGGUGUUCCAACCGCUACUCAUGAUAUGACUUCCUUCAAGCUCAACGCUACUAAUGUUGAGGAUGUAUUUAUUGGGUCAUCAAUAGAUUUAGAAAAAGGCCAUGACAAAUCUGUUAAACUUUCGUAUUUCAGAUAUUUUAUUAAGAAUAUAUAUUUCAAUCAAUCCUUCAGAAAGGGGAAUGCCACAAAGGAAGGUAUCGUUGAAAUUGAUAGAUUAAUAGUUACCAUCAUUACCAGAUGUAUAGAGCUUAAAGAAUACUCAGCUGCUUUGAAUUUUGCUAAACUAUUGAGAAUGAAGUCAAGCUUGAAUAUCAUUGCCAAUUUUGCAGAAUCUCAAAAAGAUAUCAAACUUUCUGCGACACUUAAGAAUACAGAGCUUUUUGUUCAAGAAUCUGCAAAGAACCCAGCAUGGCCUCAUUCCUAUCAACAAUCAGCCUUCGUUUCCACACCCUCAACCUCCACACAGUACAUGACAAAAGAGCAAGUCAGCGAAGUAGUGAAACAAUUGUUAAAGUCCAAUACCUCCUCAACCAAUGUAGAAAUAAUCAAUACAGUCUCUCCUGUAAGAAUUGAGAGCCAAUCACCUGUUUCAUCGCGUUCAUUAGCCACUAUUUCACCAACAAAAUCUGAUACUACAGAGGAUAAAUUGGAUGGUGAAGUGGAGUUCCAAUUCGAGUCUGAAUCAGCAAAACCUCUUGCCCAAAUGUUUUCUCCAAAGAGACCAAAGAAGAAGAGCAUUGAUAACAAUCUAAAGAAAAAAAUCACCUCUAAAUCGACUUCUGUUAGUAACUCAUCUUCUAAUCCUUUCCUUGCAUUAAAUGAGAAGAAUACUCCAGAGGAGCCUGUCAAGACCAAAGACUCCAACAAUCAGUCUUCCACCUCUUCAAAUAUUCUUUCCAGAAUUUCUAGUUUGGGGGGUGAAGACAAGAAGAGAAAGAGAGUGGAGGAGAAACAAACAGAAGAACCUACCAAACAAGUUGAAACAAAGAAAAAGAAGCAACCAAUUUCACAACCAUCCGUACUCGAGUUUGUAAAGAAGAAUGUGGCUAUUCCAAAGUUGAGCUCUUCAGAACUAAGCUCAACCACUAAAGAAGCUUUAUUUAGGGCAUCUCAAACAGCUCAAGAUGAUGAUGAUUUAGACGUGUCUGGAAUUCUUAAUUAA